Limulus polyphemus (Atlantic horseshoe crab) is the source of this 4696-nucleotide messenger RNA. RefSeq names its product FYVE, RhoGEF and PH domain-containing protein 4-like. Gene Ontology annotation, biological process: cytoskeleton organization; filopodium assembly. The record is from RefSeq and is a predicted model, not a curated record. Gene Ontology annotation, molecular function: metal ion binding; guanyl-nucleotide exchange factor activity. NCBI's taxonomy places the organism in Eukaryota, Metazoa, Arthropoda, Merostomata, Xiphosura, Limulidae. The transcript is spliced from 17 exons. Gene Ontology annotation, cellular component: cytoplasm. Bases 874 to 3894 code for a protein of 1006 amino acids.
UUUAUUAUGUUCUUAAUUAAACAAAUUAACCAAAUUGCUAAGUAAAUAAGCCCUUAGAUUUCAUAAUUACCACAGUAUGGUGUAGUUACAAACGAAUACUGUAAUAUGGUUGAUAAUCGAAGUUAUAAAGAGUUAUCAAGCUUCAGUAAUGAAUGUGUUCAGAUAUUAACACUAAUAACCACAACUGUGAGAGAUACAGUUUUGAGUAAAGUACAAAGUAAAAUUACUUUCUGCACUUUUAUUCGGAUGGUCUUCAAAUGGUGUGGCGAAGAAUACAGCGGGUUUAGCUGGAACUAUAUCCUCGACCUUGGUGAAGAUAUGACGUCACUAACUGCCUCUAAGCUGUUUCUUCUUUUACAAAUGUACAGUUAUAAUAAGCAGAAAGAAACGACUGCAAUAUCGUAUCACAUGAAACUGAUAUCGACACGAGAGGUGACCAACGUAUCAACAAAUUGAGCUUCAUAAGGUGGAAAUGAUAGUGCCUUGCUGUCCAUGUGAAAAGCUGCAGUGGUAUGAGGCUGAUCUCAUCCCGCAUGAGUUACAGUUCCGGCAUACGCUUGCCAGGGAUUCUUGCGCUGCUAAUUUUAUUUUUCUGUGUUGCCAGCCUCAGUAAAGACACAGAACUGGAGAACAGAGCUAGACUGUGACGUCUUCAGUUCGCCCACAUCACUUAUGCGGAACCCAUAAAGAAUAUGGUCGCAGUGAAGUAAAAUUAAUAUCUGUGUACACAACCACUUUUGAGUGUAAUUCUCCAGAGAAAUUAUACAUCAAUUGUUUCAAAAUAUCAUCUAUCUAAAUCAGUGGAUAUUAAAAUAAGUCUUCAAGAUAACGCUUUCUACAGCCUGAAAGACAUAUCAAGACAAUUUUCUUCACAUGUCUCCAGAGCCCACCGCCGUAUCCCAAAGGGAUGCCGGUGGGACAAACAUGGAUGCUCUGACUCCUACGAAGGACGAGAUACAAGUACGCUUAGUAAGUUUCACUGCUGGUGAGAAGCCCGAAAACCGGCAGAAACGUUGUUUAACACCACCAGUUCUGAUAACGGUUAAUGGCCGGAGCAGUCCACGACACGAAAUUCCACCGUCGCCCAAGUCAGAAAAAGUUAAACUAAUAGGCUUUGCUCAUACUGAUUCUCACCAAGACACUAAUGGAUCGGCGACAAUGAACGGUGACUUCAGAAAAUCAUCAGAAGGGUGUUUUAAGGACCCUCAAUUCGAUAAAGAACGUCAAGAAAGACUCGCGAAAUUGAUGAAAGAAACUCAAGAAUGGUUUUCUUGUGUCCGUGAAGGUAAUCACAAAUGGCGGAGUGGAGUGCCUUCCGGAAAUGCAUCAGAAAACAUGAAACAGUUUUUCGAAGACGCUCGAAAGAAGUUUUCUGUAGGUAAUAGUGAUCUCUUCGCUGAGUUUGUGCGCGAAAACCAAGAGAGCUUUGCGCAAUUGUUGCAAGAAAACAAUAUGACUUCUGUGUUUAGCAACUUUCCCCAGAGACCAACAAGUGUAUGUUUUGACGGCACUACAGUGCGCACAGAGAAAGAGAGACUAACAACAGCUAACGAAAAAAAGGAGGCAUUCGGUCAAGCUGGAAGCUUUAGUGCGGGUAAGUCAGUUUGCGAUGGUUUUAGAACUACAAAUGAAAGUAACGGAAUGACUAACUCACGUUAUGUGAAUGGCACUUCUUCACAACAGUGUUUCCCACAGUUUACGACUGGGUCUACCACGGGUGACCCUCGUUCUGAGUCAACUUUUACUCACGGAUUUACCAAGUCAGCCAGUAGCAGCAACUUCUCCACAACUUGCCACCCCGAGACUGGACCUUCCAAUCCUAACAAAGAGUCUAAAUCAGAAUUUCGUAAUCCCCAGUUUGCCAGCUUCCCAAAUUUUCCUACUUCUUCCCCAACAAAGGUUAACCUUUCUUCUCCCACUAAAGUUCGCAUCAGGGGAAGUAGAAGUGGAGCCUAUCAUAUGACGUCAUCGAGAAGUACUUUCGAAUAUUGCGGAGACACUAACACGUACAGGUUUAGCACUGAACAUGUGAUACAGAGGUAUGAACAAGGUUAUGAGAGCAUCUCGGAGAGUGAAGACGAGGAAGAGUCACUGGAAGAUGCAACUAGCACAACUGGAGAACCCAGUGAGUUUGAUGAUAACAGUGUACAAGAUGUGGACAUUCGUAAUGACUCAGGUUGUUUGAUGGCUCUUGAGCAUGACAAUAAGAAAGGGAAAAUGGACAAGAUGCAUCAAGUUCUUCACAAGAUUGCUUUGGAGAUUCUGACAACCGAAAGAACAUAUGUAUCAAUCCUGUACUUGCUGGACCAGGUCUUCGCUUUCCGUGUUGAUCAAGAAAAUCGAGCUCACCCAAUGUUUUCACAGGAAGUUGUUACACAGAUGUUCUCAAAUCUCAAACCACUCUACAAACUCCACCAUGACUUUUUACUUCCUCAGCUUAAGGAACGACUGGAGAAAUGGGAAACAGAAAGAAGAAUAGGGGAUAUCAUGAAGAACUUUGCCCCCUUUUUAAAAAUGUACACUGAGUACGUUAAAAAUUAUGAUAACUCCAUGAACCUUAUCAACUUGUGGUACAGCAAACAACCUCGUUUUAGCCAGAUAAUGGACGACAUUCAUAGAAUGGAAGAGUGUGGAAACUUAACUUUACAACACCAUUUGCUGACUCCUGUUCAGAGAGUCCCAAGAUAUCAGCUCUUGCUGAAAGAUUAUUUGAAAAAAUUACCAGAGAACUCACCAGACAAGGCUGAUACUGAAAAAGCUCUUGAGCUGGUGUCUACAGCAGCUAUACAUGCAAAUGAGGCUAUGAAGAAAAUUGAUAAGUUUAAGAAACUACUUGAAGUACAAGAAAUGAUAGGCGAUGUUGUGGAUCUUGUUAGUCCAACUCGAGAACUUGUCAAAGAAGGAAAGAUCAUUAAGAUUUCUGCUCAAAGUGGUGACCACCAAGAACGCCAUUUGUUUCUGUUCAAUGAUCUCUUGUUACUAUGUAGUCAGCGUUUAAUAUCAAACAGAGUAGUUUCUGGCCCAUGUUUCCGAGUGAGGGCUAGACUGAGUGUUGAGGGUCUUGUGAUAGAGGAAGGUGACAACCUUGAAACAGCUAAUACGUUUUAUGUCCGCAGCACUGGAAGGUCUAUUGAGCUCUACACACAGACUCCAGAGGACAAAAUGGCAUGGAUGGAGGCUUUAGCUAAGUCAGUUCAUGAUCUAAUUCAGAGGAAGAGUUCUUUAAGGAUUGGUGAGCAUUCAUCACCAGACAUCAUGGAACUGGGAAGUCGAGCACCAACCUUCAUCAAACAGGAUUCAGUAAGUCACUGUAUGGUGUGUGGUAGCCAGUUCAGCACUUUUUCCCUAAAAAGAAAACAUCACUGUCGAGCCUGUGGAAUAGUGGCUUGUAACAAGUGUCUCACUCAGAAGUCCCCAUUACCAUAUGAUAAUAAUAAAACGGGUCGAGUAUGUGGCCAGUGCUAUGAUACCCUUUCUCAGAGGUUGCAAGAAAAGAUGGAACAGACAAGUGGAAACCAGAAAGAAAAUAUUGAAAGCCCUGUUGAAAGGAAGGGAAUUCUAGAGGUUAAACCAUCAGAUUCAUCGGUUAUAAGUAGCUAUCUCCAGCUGAAGUCUAGGAGCCGAAUGUGGGUAUGGAGAUGGUUCUCACUACAUGAAGAUUUUGUGUUGUAUUCUUUUCGGUCACAUGAGGAAGAGAAAGCUCUCACAUCUAUGCCAGUUCCUGGCUACACUGUAGCACUACCUGAGAAAUCUGACAAUGUUGAUGGAAGAGAAAAUGUUUUUAAACUCUUCCACAAGAAAAAAGUAUAUUAUUUUCAAGCUGCUGAUCCCACUGAACAAGAAAGGUGGGUAUCAGCAUUGGAGAAAGCAUCACGAGCCGAGUUCCUGAGCUGACAGUUCUGUGCAGCUGGUGAUAUUGUUUCCUGAUGUUAUCUUCUAACAUCAUAGGUUCUAGUCAACAGAUGGGCAUGUUUAAUGAGUUAAAGCCUUGAAAUUACAGCUUUGAGCAGUUUUUGGGUCUCAUAUUGGUCAAUGGUCAUUAGUUGUCUCCAUCAUUUGCACUUUAAACUUAACUUGCUUUGUGAACUGAGUACUGUAAAAUUUUAAUGUUAUUAUCAUAGGUGGUGGAAUAUACUAUAAAUGACUACUUCUGGUCUGUGUUUCUUCUUGCCAUAAUUCAACUAUUUGAUGAAAAGCAUUCUUGUGAUGAAGAAAAUCAUUUCAUACUUGAAGAUAAUUAAACCCCUAAGUGUGGAGAACCACAACUGUGGCAUGAUAUUUGACGGUACAGAUUUAGUAAAGACACUAAUCAAUUUAUUUUAGUUUCUAAAAUAAACCAUGAAGUAAUUAAGAAUGCCAGCAACAUGAGCACGUGACGUCUUACAGUAGAUUAUGUUUGUAUAAAAAUGACAUUGUAUGGAAGAUUACUUGUUUUAAUAUUUAUGUAAAUAUCAUUUUGUUUGUGCAUGGGUAAACAAAAGUUAGGAAGCAGAAAAUUGUUGUUAAGGGUACUUUAACCCCUUAGCUACAUGGUGUACCCUCUUUUGCUUAAUGAUGUUUACUAAUUUCAUAUGUUGCAAUAAGGUUUGUGGUAUACUCAUAAAAUUUGGAAAUGUAUAUUUGCAUUUUGACAAUAAAGUUAUAAAAAAGUUCAUAUACUACUAGAUCUAAUGAAGCCACAAUGGCAGAAUGUUGA